Pteropus alecto (black flying fox) is the source of this 897-nucleotide messenger RNA. It is a transcript of the gene BARX2, whose product is annotated as BARX homeobox 2. Gene Ontology annotation, biological process: regulation of transcription by RNA polymerase II. The coding region runs from base 8 to 847 and encodes 279 amino acids. NCBI's taxonomy places the organism in Eukaryota, Metazoa, Chordata, Mammalia, Chiroptera, Pteropodidae. The transcript has 4 exons. Gene Ontology annotation, molecular function: RNA polymerase II transcription regulatory region sequence-specific DNA binding; DNA-binding transcription factor activity, RNA polymerase II-specific. The record is from RefSeq and is a predicted model, not a curated record. Gene Ontology annotation, cellular component: nucleus.
GCUCACCAUGCACUGCCACGCGGAGCUGAGACUGAGCUCGCCCGGCCAGCUCAAAGCAGCCAGGCGGCGCUACAAGACUUUCAUGAUCGACGAGAUCCUCUCCAAGGAAACCUGCGACUACUUUGAGAAACUUUCCCUCUACUCCGUGUGCCCGUCGCUGAUCGUACGACCCAAGCCCCUGCAUUCCUGUACCGGCCCUGCUUCCCUCCGGGCUUAUCCUCUCCUGUCAGUGAUCACCCGACAGCCCACAGUCAUCUCCCACUUGGUCCCUGCCACCCCAGGAAUCUCCCAGGCACUGUCCCACCACCCAGCUGCUGAGGCUGCUUCUGCUGAGGCCCCAGGUGGUGAGGCUCUAGGCAGCAGCGAGUCGGAGACGGAGCAGCCCACGCCCCGGCAAAAGAAGCCCCGUCGGAGUCGCACCAUCUUCACUGAGCUUCAGCUCAUGGGCCUGGAGAAGAAAUUCCAGAAGCAGAAGUAUUUGUCCACUCCAGACAGAUUGGACUUGGCCCAGUCUCUGGGACUCACUCAACUGCAGGUGAAGACUUGGUAUCAGAAUCGCAGGAUGAAAUGGAAGAAAAUGGUUCUUAAAGGUGGUCAGGAAGCACCCACAAAACCCAAAGGACGUCCCAAGAAGAACUCCAUCCCCACCUCAGAAGAGAUAGAAGCUGAAGAGAAGAUGAACAGCCAAGCCCAGAGCCAGGAACGUCUUUUGCCCCCCCAGGGACGAGAAGAGCUCUGUGACACACAGGAACCUAAAGCAUGCGAUGUCCCCUUAGAGGUGGCAGAACUCCCAAGCCAGCCCCAGGAGUUGCCAGUAACCUCUUCGGAAUCCCCACCAUCAAGCUAAAAUAAAACUCUUUGAGGGGAGGGGGAAACGGGGAAGAAGGGAAUGAGAGA